AUGUCCUCUUACAUCGUCCAGCCCAGCGCCUCGUCUGGCUUCUUCGAUGUCAUGACCCACGCCGGCGCUUUCGUCUCCAGGAUUUCAUCCAACAUCUCCACCUCGAGGUACUCGCCAAGCCGAAUCGUCGCCGAGGCAAGGCAACUUUUGAGGCGCCUUCAAAAUGCGAUACCCCUCCCCUCUCGGAGGAUAAUCCGGUGGCUCGCCAUUGCACUUGCAAUUUUAGCCGCUGGCCUACUCGCCCAGCCUAUCUUGUGGGCUAUAUUGAACGCCAUUGGCUUCCAAGCUGGUGGCGUCGCUGCAGGUUCUGCGGCGGCUGCCUACCAAUCAGCUGUUCUUGGUGCCCACACCACCGGUUUCUUCAGCGUUCUGCAAUCACUCGGAGCAACGAUGGCUGCACCUGCGGUUGGAACCGUCGUUACAGGCUGCGCUGCGGCCGUGGGGAGUGUCGUCGCAUGGUUCCGUCGAUAA
This is a messenger RNA of Coprinopsis cinerea okayama7#130, 471 nucleotides long. RefSeq lists its product as hypothetical. NCBI's taxonomy places the organism in Eukaryota, Fungi, Basidiomycota, Agaricomycetes, Agaricales, Psathyrellaceae. The record is from RefSeq and is a predicted model, not a curated record. The coding region runs from base 1 to 471 and encodes 156 amino acids. The transcript has 2 exons.